This is a messenger RNA of Penaeus vannamei (Pacific white shrimp), 633 nucleotides long. RefSeq names its product Dolichyl-phosphate mannosyltransferase subunit 3 (gene Dpm3). Gene Ontology annotation, biological process: GPI anchor biosynthetic process. The record is from RefSeq and is a predicted model, not a curated record. Lineage: Eukaryota; Metazoa; Arthropoda; Malacostraca; Decapoda; Penaeidae. Gene Ontology annotation, cellular component: endoplasmic reticulum membrane; dolichol-phosphate-mannose synthase complex.
GCAAAAAGGUCCCAAGUGUCUUCUCCUGCCACCUGUCAGUGAGACUGUGUGAUUCUUCCUUCCACGUCACGAAUUUGUUUACUGUAAGCCGCUACUUUGUCAUAUCAUAUAAAAUGACCAAACUAGUAGAGUGGUUAACGGGAAUUGUCCUCAUCAUGGGACCCUGGACAGCUGUAGUGACCAACACUGUCAAAAAUGAGUUCACCGAUCAAUACUUUAUGUAUAUCCUUCUCCUUCCACUUGUAUUGGUUGCCAUGUUUGGCUUGGUAUCAGUGGCAAUAAUUGCACAUAGAGUCUACAAUUUCAAUGUCUGCAAUGAUGCUGCUGAGGAGCUUACAAGACAGAUAAAGGAAGCCAAGGAAGAUUUAAAGAAAAAGGGACUUAAAAUUGACUAGGGCAGAAACGGGAAUUGUUGCCUUUGUGGUUGUGGUCGGAAAACUUAAUUUAAAAAAUAUCCUGAUGCAUGUGUUAGAAUGCAGUGCUUGAUUUUAUUCUUUGUGCUUUGUCUUUUUUGAAUUCUCAGUCUCAACAAAUAAUCAUCUUCAGAAUAUUUUUGUAAGAUUGAAUGAUGUGUAAGAGAAUUUGCUUGUUAUUUAUUAUAUGUAAUUUACAAUAAAUUAUAUAUUGUAAACA